AUGGCCAUUGGGAGCGUCAAGCCUGUUGAGGGAAAUGCACCUGACUCAUCUGAUGCUGAUGCUCCUAUGACCCGAAGCAGAACUCGUCAAGCCACUGCUAAAGAAAAUGCUCCUCUGAAUGGAAAUGGAAAUGGAAAUUCAAAUGCCGUACAAAAUGGCAAUCAGGAAGGGAAUGAUGACACAAAUGCUGAUGCUAAUGAUAAUGACAAUCAUGAAGAAAAUGCUCAUCCUCACGUGGCAAAUCGAGUUGAUCCCUCUUUAAUUCUCGACGAAAUUGAGAAUCCAGAACCUACCAAGUAUGAAGAAGCCAUGAAUGAUCCAGACUGGAUGAAUGCCAUGCCAGAGGAUUUGGUGCAAUUCGAAUUAAAUGAUGUGUCGGAACUGGUUGACAAACCGAAUCCCAAGAAGCACAAUAUCAUCGGCACAAAAGGGAUUUUUCGCAAUAAGCAAGAUGCAAAUGGUAUUGUGAUGAGAAACAAAGCACGUCUUGUUGCUCAAGGGUACUGA
Molecule: messenger RNA, 507 nt
Organism: Aegilops tauschii subsp. strangulata
Lineage: Eukaryota; Viridiplantae; Streptophyta; Magnoliopsida; Poales; Poaceae
Source: RefSeq, a predicted model, not a curated record